Molecule: messenger RNA, 1638 nt
Organism: Ostreobium quekettii
Lineage: Eukaryota; Viridiplantae; Chlorophyta; Ulvophyceae; Bryopsidales; Ostreobiaceae
Source: the annotation of a GenBank genome assembly
AUGGCGAUGCGCAGGGCCGCCGGCCUUGCGGCGGCUCAGGUGGCCCGGUCGCUGAGGAAUGCAGCCCUGAAUGGCGUCGGCCUGCGCGCAACCCAUGUUUGCUGGGGCUGCUCGAUCGGCGAGGCGGCGCCAGCGGCGAUGUCCGCAGCGCGGAUCGCCGACCCGGUGAUCUCCCGCGGCUUCGCCGCCGAGCCGGCCGUGGCGACCUCGGAGGCGACCGGUCGGGUCACCCAGGUGAUCGGCGCCGUUGUGGACGUGCAGUUCGAGGGCGAGCUGCCGCCGAUCCUCAGCGCGCUGGAGGUGGAGGACUCGGAGCACCGGCUGGUGCUGGAGGUGGCCCAGCACCUGGGGGAGAACACCGUGCGGACGAUCGCCAUGGACAGCACGGACGGACUCAUCCGCGGCCAGGGCGUCUUCAACACUGGGUCGCCGAUCAACAUCCCUGUCGGAAGGGAGACUCUGGGGCGCAUCAUGAACGUUGUGGGCGACCCGGUCGAUGAGGCGGGACCUGUAGUGAGCAAGAGCCAGCUCCCUAUCCAUCGUGACGCGCCUUCAUUUGUUGAGCAAGGCACCCACGUCGAACCCCUGGUGACGGGUAUCAAGGUGGUGGAUUUGCUGGCUCCGUACCAGAAGGGUGGGAAGAUCGGCCUGUUUGGUGGUGCUGGAGUGGGGAAGACAGUGCUCAUUAUGGAGCUCAUCAACAACGUUGCAAAGGCACAUGGUGGCUUCUCAGUGUUUGCUGGUGUUGGUGAGCGCACACGAGAGGGCAACGAUCUCUUCAAAGAGAUGGUUGAAUCUGGGGUUAUUAAACUGGGUGAUCAGCGAGCAGAGAGCAAGUGCACGCUGGUCUAUGGCCAGAUGAAUGAGCCUCCGGGUGCCCGUGCACGGGUUGCACUCACAGGCCUCACUGUUGCCGAGCAUUUCCGGGAUUCUGAAGGGCAGGAUGUGUUGUUUUUCGUGGACAACAUCUUCCGUUUCACGCAGGCAAACUCUGAAGUGUCUGCUUUGCUGGGUCGCAUCCCCUCCGCUGUGGGGUACCAGCCAACCUUGGCCACGGAUUUGGGCAACCUCCAGGAGAGGAUUACCACCACCAAGAAAGGCUCUAUCACAUCGGUGCAGGCUGUGUACGUGCCUGCUGAUGAUCUCACGGAUCCUGCCCCUGCCACCACAUUUGCACACUUGGAUGCCACCACCGUGUUGGCGCGGCAGAUCGCAGAGCUGGGCAUCUACCCAGCCGUGGAUCCCCUGGAUUCCACAUCUCGUUUGCUGGACCCCAGGAUCAUUGGGCAGGAGCAUUAUGACGUGGCCCGUGGUGUGCAAAAAGUUCUUCAGGACUACAAGAAUCUGCAAGAUAUCAUCGCCAUCCUGGGUAUGGACGAGUUGUCUGAAGACGACAAAAUGACCGUUGCGCGUGCAAGGAAGAUCCAGAGGUUCCUCAGUCAGCCGUUUGCCGUUGCUGAAGUGUUUACGGGCACAAAGGGGAAGUAUGUGCCUCUCGAGGAGACGAUCUCCGGGUUCAAGGGUGUGCUGGAUGGCAAGUACGACGACCUUCCAGAGAUGGCGUUCUACAUGGUGGGCAACAUCGAUGAAGUUCAGGAAAAGGCGGAGAAGCUCGCCAAGGAGAUGGCUGCAAGAUAG